This is a messenger RNA of Brenthis ino (lesser marbled fritillary), 2629 nucleotides long. NCBI's taxonomy places the organism in Eukaryota, Metazoa, Arthropoda, Insecta, Lepidoptera, Nymphalidae. The record is from the annotation of a GenBank genome assembly.
AUGCAAUCCCCUUCACCUCGUCUACGCCACUACAGGACAAUGACAGCAAUAUGCUUCGUCUGCAAUCUACCAAUUUUAUCUCACCAAGUGGGACUCGUAUGGGCCGGAGGAAAUGGAUGGGACGAGCUGACACGUUCCAAUUUAGAAGAGACCACACUACGACAGCGCCUAGGCAACCGACGAGAUUCUGCUGCCCAGGUGUGUUGCCUUUCACCGCCGGAACCCGACGUUGCAGAUCAACAAAGAGGUGGACCUCGCCGCCGACGAUCUUCUCUAGCUCAAUUGACAGAUAUACUUCGCGAAUGGGGCGGAGGUGGAAGCAGUGCACCAAGACGUCAAAGAGCCCCUUUAUCCAGACGCGAAACUUUAGCAGAUCUGGCCCGAUCUCUCCCGUGGGCCCGACAUGAACCACCUGUACGUCGCCGACGUGAUUCUUCAGCUGAUUCUGGUAUUAAAUCUUCAGCCUCAAGGCGACGUGAUUCAAAGGCUGCCGUACCUCAAGAUUUUAAAUCUGAAUUUUCAUCAUAUUUAGAGCGCAAAGAUUCUACAACAAUUAUGCCAUCUAGACGAGAAGAACGACGUGUUAAAAGACGCGGCUCUGGUGAUGGUAAAGAACGUCGAGAUUCAGUUGAUGGUCACCGAUAUCGACGAGAUUCAGUAGUGGCUCCACCACCACGAGUAGUUGCCACUCACAAAAAGAGAAGAGCCUCUCCACCAACUCCAGCUCCCCCAUCUUUUAUAGAGGCAUCCUCAGAUCCAGGUCCGACAUCACAUCCACCAGCUGUAACUGUAGUGACUGUACAUGAACCGAGCCGAUCAGAUGGAGAAUGCCCUGCAAUGACUAUGCCAACUAUAAUAACAUCAGCAGUUACUCCUUCACCUACAUCACCUACUAUACCAACCACUACUGCUACCCAAGCGACACAAGCUUGUCAAUCUUCUCAAGCAACACCAGUAACUCCUGGAGGAAAAACACCGCCGAAUUUGGGUGGCCGAAGAGAUUCAACAACACAAUGUGGUCGGGCAAGAAGAGACUCACGGGCAACUGCUAGUCCAGAGCGUAGAUUAGGAAGAUUACAAAGACAAGCGACCGCUUUUGAUGAUCCAACUGGUCCUCCUGGGGCACGACGAAGGGAUUCUGGCCCUUCAUUAGAUCCAGAAGAUGCUGCAAAAGCUAGGCGAGACUCUUUAAGUCCAGAUUCAGCAGCGCGUCCACGUCGUGAAAGAAAUCAGCUAAGUCCAGAUAGGGCAGGUGGUGGCGAAUUAAGUCCUUCUGCAGCUAGAAGACGUAGUCGUUUAAGGAGACAAGCCUCAUGUGCUCGAGUAGGUCGAGCUCGAAGUCCAGAAUCAAGUUCAUGUUCUAGCCGAGAUCCUAGCCCUUGCGCUCGGCCGCCUGAACGAACAAUGUUUAGACGGCAAUCGACUACAGAAGAAAUACUAAUAGCUCGUGGUUUUCGCCGCCAAUCUACUACAGAAGAAAUGAUUCGUUGCCGUAAUUUUCGGCGACAGAGUUCUCAGAGUGACGAUGCUUGUAUGCGUGCUCGUGGUCGUCGCGACUCAUCCACACAAAUACUAGACGGAACUAUAGGUACUAUGACUGUCGAAACUACCAGCACGUUCUUCGAUUCCAGUACACAAACUGAGCCGUCCCCAUUGUACGACAACAAUCACUACCACGAGGAAUGUCUACGCUGCAACUCCUGCGGGUUAAACCUCACCGGGCCCAAUCAGAAACGUGCACGCCGUUUCAAGAACCAGAUCCUGUGCGACCUGCACUUCGCAGACGUGGCGCUGAUGGAGUGCAGCGACUUCAUGCAGCAACUACGCAGCUUUAAACCCCAGUCCCUGGGCUGCGCUGUUGCGAGGCGCAAGUCUUCCACCACACUCAUCUUCCCUCUACCACCACAAGCUUGCUCAGACGAAUUUUGUGAAGAGUACCCUCACAACUUGAUCCCAACGCCCGGCUACUGGAUCGAGUGCUCCCGCCAGAAGAUAGCUACUGACACUAUAUGGGACGAGUCGGAAUCGGAACAUGACAGCGGUCCUGAUACAGAAGAGCGCCGAAGAAGAUCAGGGUCUCUCGACGAAGCCGCUGAAGACAGCAGCGAUAAUGGAGGAGGUAGUACACCAAAGAAAAAAACCGCAAUCGAAGAACAAUGGGAGAGGGCAGGUGGCUUCGAGCUUACAUCAGUAGAGCAGGAAACCUAUGAAAAAUAUUUCUACGGAACAGAACAUUGGAACUACUUUACAAAUGAUGAAGACCUCGGUCCUGUUAUACUGUCUAUAAAGCAAGAAACACUCAACGCUAGGGACCAGUUUAGAAUCCUCGUGCGAGCCAUAAGCUACACAGUGCAUGGAUUAAUCCCGGCAUCCUGCGUGUUCGCCGACCGUUAUAAUCGAGAGGAAGUUGUCAGGUCACUGGGCAAAGAGGUUAAUAUUAAUCCUCCUCUGAUGCUUGGACAGCUGCCUGACACUCCUGAAGAACUGUUGAAGUUGGAUCAAGUAUUCAUUAAAUCUGAGUUAAAGGUCGGUGUAAUAUAUGUUAAAGAAAACCAAUACACAGAAGAAGAAAUUUUAGACAAUAAUGAGAACUCGCCGUUUUUUGAAGAGUUUCUUCAAGUUCUCGGCG